GAUUGUGGAGCAGCAGUGGGGGGGAGGGGAUCUGCAGCACCAGCCCCCCCCCGCCCCCCCCUUCUCCUUCCUCCCCCUGCUGCGGGUGCAGCAGUGGGGGGGAGGGGAUUUGCAGCAUCAGCCCCCCCCCGACCCCCCCUUCUCCUCUCUGUCUCCCUGCUGCGGGUGCAGCAGUGGGGGGGAGGAGAUUUGCAGCAUCAGCCCCCCCCCGCCCCCCCUUCUCCUCUCUCUCUCCCUGCCGCACCUUGUGUUGGGAGGGGGGGGGAGCUUGGAGGUUCAGGGGGAGGCAGAAGGGGAUCUGCAGCACCAGCCCCCCCAGCCCCCCCCCCCCACUUCUCCUCCAUCCCCCUGCUGCGGGUGCAGCGGUGGGGGGGAGGGGAUCUGCAGCACCAGCCCCCCCCGCCCCCCCCCCCUUCUCCUUCCUCCCUCUGCUGCGGGUGCAGCAGUGGGGGGAGGGGAUUUGCAGCAUCAGCCCCCCCCCCGCCCCCCCUUCUCCUCUCUGUCUCCCUGCCGCACCUUGUGUUGGGAGGGGGGGGGAGCUUGGAGGUUCAGGGGGAGGCAGGAGGGGAUCUGCAGCCCUGUGCGCCCUGCUGCCCUGUUCGCCCCGCGCGCCCUGCAGCCCUGCGCGCCUAUUGCAGUGGGGUAAGGUGGGAGGGUGAGGGGGUGGAGGAAGGGGUGUAG
This is a messenger RNA of Closterium sp. Naga37s-1, 681 nucleotides long. The record is from the annotation of a GenBank genome assembly. Lineage: Eukaryota; Viridiplantae; Streptophyta; Zygnematophyceae; Desmidiales; Closteriaceae.